CCAAACAAAAUGAGUCAGUCACGGUUUUGUUGGCUCGGCGGCAGGUGGUCGCCAUGCACGCGCUGUUCGGAGAGCAGGGCCGCUACUACGGCGGCGGCGCCUACGCGGCGGGCGGCGCGGCCUACUACGAGCAGUACCGGUACGGCUACGGCGCGCCCUACCUGCACCCGCACCAGCAGCACGCGCCCAAGGACAUGGUCAAGCCGCCCUACUCCUACAUCGCGCUCAUCGCCAUGGCCAUCCAGAACGCGCCCGACCGCCGCAUCACGCUCAACGGCAUCUACCAGUUCAUCAUGGAGCGCUUCCCCUACUACCGCGAGAACAAGCAGGGCUGGCAGAACUCCAUCCGCCACAACCUCAGCCUCAACGAGUGCUUCGUGAAGGUGGCGCGCGACGACAAGAAGCCGGGCAAGGGCUCGUACUGGACGCUGGACCCGGACUCGUACAACAUGUUCGACAACGGCUCCUACCUGCGGCGGCGGCGGCGCUUCAAGAAGAAGGACGCGCUGAAGGAGAAGGAGGAGGCGCUGAAGCGGCAGCAGCAGCUGGCGGCGGCGCAGGAGGCGCUGGAGCUGGCGCGCGACGUGAAGCCGCGCCUGGCGGACUGCCGGCCCAAGCGCGAGCCCGACGCGCGCUACGAGCGGGACCCCGCCGACCCCGAGGAGCCCGUCUACUGCGCGCCGCAGUACGCGCUGCCCGACGACUUCCGCGCGCCGCAGGGCUGGUACGCGCCCGAGCCGCCCGCCGACCACCUGCCCGCGCCCUUCCGCGACCUGUUCGACCCGCCCUCGUGCCAGCUGGCCGACUUCCGCGCGGCACACUCGCCGCCGCCACACUACCGCGCGCCCGCGCCCGCCUACUACCACCAGCCCUGCGUGGCCGCCGCGCCCGCGCCGCACCACAAGUCCUACUGAGACCAGCUCACCAGGUUUGCGGCAGAGUGGGAGAGAGCGGGAGACAGUAACGCAGUGGACGCUAAGUGUAUAGCAAAGUGUUCAGAACUUAACGGAUGAAGUGUUAUUAUAAGUGUAUAUGUAUAGCCAAGUUAAAUAUUAUAAUGUAGUGCAACCUACUAAUAUCCGAUCAGAAAGUGAUCUGUUCCGUACUCACUAGAUUAUUAAAAUGAUUUAAGUAUCUCUAAAUAACGUUUGUGUAUACCUUUACGAAAAGUGUUUAUAGAGUCUUGCAAAAUGGUUUAGAGAUUGUGUGUGUGAGACCGACUUUUGGCUUAACCUUUUUGCGACACCCUGUAUAUAAACUUACCCAGGUUCUGUUAAAGUGUUAUCGAAUGCACAGUAACACCUCCUCUCAGUAUAAAUGUACCGUACCACGCACACCUAUCACGAAUUUAAACUUAAUAUUAAGUGUUUAUAGUAACAAUUAAUUUAAGCGAAUGUAGAAUGUAAAAAGAGUCUGAUAAAACUACGCAACUCAUGUGAAACGGUUUUAAUUAGGUAGUUAUAAUUAUAAUUACUGUACAGGUGUAAACAAGGCGGACUGCCUUUUAUGCCCUUAAUUUUUUAGAAUACAGCAUUUUGCACACUGAUAAAAUGAUACCUAAUAGGUACCUACAUAAAAUAC
Plutella xylostella (diamondback moth) is the source of this 1581-nucleotide messenger RNA. RefSeq names its product transcription factor crocodile (gene croc). The record is from RefSeq and is a predicted model, not a curated record. Gene Ontology annotation, molecular function: DNA-binding transcription factor activity, RNA polymerase II-specific; RNA polymerase II cis-regulatory region sequence-specific DNA binding. Gene Ontology annotation, biological process: regulation of transcription by RNA polymerase II; cell differentiation; anatomical structure morphogenesis. NCBI's taxonomy places the organism in Eukaryota, Metazoa, Arthropoda, Insecta, Lepidoptera, Plutellidae.